CAAGCGGCAGGAGCGGGGUCUUGUUCUCUUGCUGUGGCUAGGCGGCUAGUUCAAGUUGCCAUAGCUGCGAGUCUGGGGAGAGCACAGUCGGUUGCGCCGCAGCGUCAGGUCAGUUGCACCUUCUGGGUCGCUGGCGGCCGUGGGAGCCGGGAGGGGCCUCGGCGAUGAUCCGGCUUUAAGGACCUGGGGUCCUCUUCUAUCUCAGGUGGUUUGGGGAAAGUGUAGGGGCGACCAAAGAUCAUCUACUUGACUAGGCCUUUUGCCCUGAACCUCAUGAAGAAAUGAUAGGAGGCAGACAUAUGUGCCUAAGAAGAGCACUGAGGAGAACACAAGAGGAGAACAACACGGAGUUUUGGGGGUGUGCUUUGAAUUCCAUCAGAUGCAGGAGUUUGAACAUCUUUUAUUGCUCAGAGUAAUUGAAAUUAAUAGCCGGAGACUUUGUGUGUGUGUACCAGUGAAAUUCAUGCUGGAAAGUGUGAUUUUUCUCUUAUUAAAAAUAUGUAAUCCUUAGUAGGGGAUUGUGUACAUCAAUGGCAGAAUCCUCCAGCGAUUCAGACCACUUUCGCUCUCGUGAUCGAUUGAGUCGAUGGACUGCUAGGUCAACAUGCAGGGAAUCUCUAAGUCGUCCUACAGUAGGCGUCACCAAGAAGGUCAACACUAUAACAAGUACUUUACAGGACACCAGUCGGAACCUGCGACAAGUAGACCAGUUGCUUGGACAGUAUCAAGAAUAUAGUAAUGGACAGGCGGGUGCUAUAGAACAUUUAAAAGAAAGCUUGGAACAAUCAAUAGGCCAACUGCGGAGUCAACGUUUAUUGAGAAACUCAGGAGGGAGAAGUAUUUCUGUUACAAGUCUGAGUGCAAGUGACCUUGAUGGUGGCACUGUGACAGAGAGCUACCGGUUUCCACCUACCUCACCCCUCAAGGACUAUGGGGAUCAACAGGGUACUAAGCGAAUUAGGUCUAGAACUGGUGUCCGGUUUGUUCGGGAGACUGACGACGUGGGCCAGCUUCAUGCUUUUCAUCAGUCCCUCCGAGACCUCAGCAGUGAACAAGUUCGGCUUGGAGAUGAUUUCAAUCGGGAACUUGCCAGAAGAAGCCGGUCGGAUGCUGAAACAAAAAGAGCUUUGGAAGAAUUGACUGAAAAACUUAAUGAAGCCCAAAAACAAGAUGUGGUUUCAGAUCGGGUGGAACGACGGCUUCAGGAAAUAGAAAGAGAGAUGCGCACAGAAAGAGAGCUGGUAGAAAAACGUCAGGAUCAGCUGGGACUUAUUUCUUUGCAGCUACAGGAGGCAUUGAAGAAACAAGAAACUAAAGCAGAUGAAAAUGAGGGUGUCAUGAAAAAUAAGCUAAAACAGACUGAAACUGAGAAGAGUCAACUUGAACAGGAAUUAGAGGUAUCCCGAAGGUUAUUGAGUCAGUCGGAAGGCAGCAGAGAAACACUUCUGCGUCAGGUAGAAGAGCUCCGUACACAACUUGUGAAAGCAGAAGGUGAUCGAAAGGGUUUGCAACAUCAAGUAUCUCAGCUGUCCAAGCAACAGUUGAACCAUCAGGAUGAACAAGGAGAUGACUGGAGGUUUAGGAGAGGGGUUGAGCAGGAAAAAGAGAAUCUGGAGAAGCAGAUGUCAGAUUUGAGGGUGCAGCUGAACUUCAGCGCGAUGGCAUCUGAGUUAGAGGAAGCGAAGCGGUGCAUGGAGCGAAAAGACAAGGAGAAAGCGCAGUUUGCAGCCCAAAUAGAGAAUUUAACACAUCAGUUGGAGCACAAGGAAAAGGAGCAACUACAGAUGUUGGAUCAACUUAAGGAGAUCCAGAAUCACUUUGAGACUUGUGAGGCCAAACAUAAGCGUGCUGACCUUCAGAUCUCAGAGCUGACUCACCAUGCUGAGGAUGCAACCAAGCAGGCCGAGCAGUACCUUCUCGAGUUCCAGCAGUCAGAGGCCCUGAGACAGGAGGCAGAGAAGAGGAGAGAAGAGCUGAAACUGAAAGCUCAGGAGUCCAUCAGGCAGUGGAAGCUUAAGCAUAAGAAGUUAGAGCGAGCAUUGGAGAAACAGUCUGAAACUCUUGAUCAACUGACAGACAAGAAUAAUCAGAUUCUAAAAGAAAAGGAUGAAUUGAAAAGCCAGCUUUAUACAGCGUUACAACAAAUAGAGAAUCUUCGAAAGGAAUUGAACGAUGUCUUAACCAAGCGAGCCCUUCAAGAGGAGGAGCUUCACUGUAAGGAGCAGAAACUAAGUGACGUUAAGGCUCAUCAAGUUGACCUUGAACUAGAAGUCAAGGAUUCCCUGGACACUAUCCAAAGGCUAGAAAGUGAAUUGAAGCAUCAGAGUAAGAUUCAAAGCCAGAUGAAAGUCGAGAAAGCUCACCUGGAAGAAGAAAUCACAGAGCUAAAAAAGAGCCAGGCCAGGGACAAAGCCCAACUUCUUGAGAUGCAAGAGGCCGUCAAGAACUUGAGUGCCAUCCGGGCAGAUCUCGCUAAUAAAUUGGCUGAGGAACAGAGAGCCAGGAAAGAGGUGCUUAAGAACCUUGCUGACCUCAAGACACAGGCAAAAUCCAGAGAUGAAGAAACAGCUACGAUCAUUACACAGUUAAAGCUAGAACGAGACGUUCACCAGAGGGAGCUGGAAGAUCUCACAUCGUCAUUGCAAAGUGUGAAAACGAAACAUGAGCAGAACAUCCAGGAGCUGAUGAAGCACUUUAAAAAAGAAAAGAGUGAGGCUGAGAAUCAUAUUAGGACACUGAAGGCAGAAAGCAUAGAAGAUAAGAAUACAGCUAAAGUCCAUCGUUGUCAGCUAGAGAAGGUGAAAUCACAGUGUGACAGGCUGACAGAGGAAUUAACCCAGAAUGAAAGUGAGAACAGAAAACUGAAGCUCAAAUAUGAGGCUUUGAAGGACCAGCUAGAAGAAAAGGAAAAGCAUAUAAGCAAUGAAGAAGAGCACUUAAGGAGGAUGGAAGAGGCCAGAUUGCAGCUCAAGGAUCAACUUCUUUGCCUGGAGACUGAACAGGAAUCCAUUCUUGGUGUCAUAGGAAAGGAAAUUGAUGCAGCUUGUAAAACAUUCUCCAGGGACUCGAUGGAGAAAUUGAAAGUUUUUUCAUCUAGUCCUGAUAUUAACUAUGACCCACAUCGCUGGUUAGCAGAAAGCAAGACUAAACUUCAAUGGCUCUGUGAGGAACUGAAAGAGAGAGAAAACCGAGAAAAAAAUCUGCGGCACCAGCUGAUGCUGUGCAGACAACAGCUGAGGAAUAUGACGGAAAACAAGGAAUCUGAGCUCCAGUGUCUCUUUGAACAGAUAGAAAGACAAGAGCAGCUUCUGGAAGAAAUACACCAGGAGAAAAGAGAUCUCCUGGAGGAGACCCACAGAAAAGAUGAAGAAAUGGAGUCUCUACAGCCAGAGCAACUGUUUAAAAUUCCACCUUGGGAAGAUGCUAGUCAGAUUGCAAUGAAAAAUCAGAAUGAAGCUCAAUUUGAAGAAAAAGCAGACCGUGUAAAUGCAUUAGAAACGAUUUCCAGUAUGCUUGAAAGUGCUCGUAAUGUUGGGGGUAAAAAUUUUAACCAGAUAAGGAAACUGGAGGGAACGUUCUCCACUGAGGGCACAAGUACCCGAGUGGCCUUGAACCAUCUGGAGUCUGUGCCUGAGAAACUGAGCUUACUAGAAGAUUUCAAAGACUUCAGAGAUUCCCACAGUUUUUCUGAGAGAAUUGAUGGGAGAUAUUCUAAAUACAGAGUUCACGGAGAAUCCCUUCAGCAGCGCCGAGAUGACACCAAGUACAGAGUCAGAGGCUUCAGAGAUGACAGAAUCUUUACAGAAAGUCCCCUUGCUCAUGGGUUAGAGCACUCGUUCUCUUGGCAUGAUCACAGUCACUUCCUGUCUAGUCCACGAUUUUCACACUUGAAUUCAUUUACCAAAAGAACAGUUACUCCAGAUUCACCUUCAAUCAAGGAAGAUGCCGCAAGUUCACCAAUGGAUGGAACAAGCCCACCAUCUAAGAAGGAGGAAUAUGAAAGCAAAAAAGGCAAAAUGUAAUUCGUUGCUUUACCGGAGGGUUUUACAAAGGACAGCAUAUCUGUCCCUGUUGCAGUUUGGCCCGGAUUACCCAGCAGACAAAUCCCCAGUUUCUGCUCUUGAGCAUUGCCGAACACUGACUGAAAGAACAAUAUAUUUGGUCACUGGGAAUGAUAGAAGUUAAAUCAAUCCAAGUAAUAUCAGCUCACGAAUGACACACAGCUGACUUACUGGCGACUUAAACCAGCAGAGAAAGAGAUAUACUUUUCACUUUACGUUUUCAUUCUUCAGGUGUGGUCAGUCAAUUGUUCCAACCAAAAUUUGGAUUUAUAAUUGGGAUUUUUUUUUUUUACAAAGGACUGGCUAAAAAGGAGGGAAAUGAGUUGCCCAUGAGGCAGACAUUGCCAGCACUUUAGAUUCAGGGAGUGUUUAUAUACAAUUGAUUUUUUAAAAAUGCUUUCUCCCUAAUAAAUUCUCACAUGUUAUAACAUGUCACGGAGAUAUGCAUAUAUAAUAUUAGACAGUCCGCUUUGUAAACGCUCAGGAUUGUUACAUCCAUCAUCUCACCAGUCUGUUACUACAUGCAGUAUCCUAAAAUUUUAUUUCCGAUCAUCCAUUUUUAAUAGCAGUAAAGAAUUUACAAGUGAUACCUGAAUUGUAGAACACUGUAAAGAAUUCAUAGCACAAUUUAUUUAUUUAUCUUUUUGUGGCCAAAUAUCUCACUGCGAUCACUUCAGUCAUAUUCUGGACUGUCUUUCAGUUUACUCUGACCAAACGCGCAGUUGCCAAACUCCUGUGUCAUGAGAUCUGCCACGCAAGAGUUCUCUGAUAAUCUGGCGCUGUGUACUUUCAGCAUCUCAGCCUCUCUCAGCAUCAAAGUGUUUUUAAGAACUUGUGCUCUUUACACGCUAAUCUACCAGUGGAGAAAGAUUUCUAUUAAAUGCUAACUAAGAGUAAAACAUCCACGAACUGAAUGCCACUGGGCCGUGAUGAAAUGUUCUUCAGAAGGACAAGGGCAAUAAAGCAAUACCUUCCCAAUGACCUUCUGUGUUUGUUAAAGUAUACUUGCUUGUUAGAUUUCUCAUAUGUUGUGAAGAUGCUCCUUUUGCCACCACCGUGUGUUUUUACUAACUUACUAUCCUUGAAUGUCCGGGAGAAAUGGCACUCUCUGUCUCUGAACUUGAGUGCCAGGGGUUCCUGCAGAAGACAGAGAUCUUUUAUCUCAAAAAAUUACAUAAUACUAUCUACAUAACCUCUGAGAGGAGAGCCAUGCAUUUUAUCAUUUAUCCAUUACUGAAAUCUUUUACUGAGUUCCUACAAGGGGCCAGUCAUGGUGCUAAGAAGGAAAACGGAGACAUAAAACCAGCUGUGCAUGACCCGCACUUUGUUUGGCAUUAGGGAGUCUGUGAAAGAGGAGUGAUGUGUUCAGGCUAGCUGGAGAAAUUCUGCAGGAGACAACAUUAAACAGGUUUGGCUUGGUUUUGUCUAACCUCAGGACUUCAAACCGUUAAUGUGCUAACGAGCACAGGGGGAGUAGCCAGUUUUUGAAGGAGCAGCUCACAGUCACGGUACUUCUCAGAACCUACAUCACGCCGGAGGAAUAUGGGGGUAUUGAGAAAUUAUGUCAGUAUUUUCAUUGAUGUUUGACCAACACUAUAAUAUUUUAUCUCCUUGGAUCUAAAUGACUAGCUAGGGAGAAAAUAAGGGAGAAUAUUAACACGUUUUAUUUCAAUCCUACAGAUAAUAGUUAAAUAGCUUUUCCCUUAAUGUGUCAGUAGGAACUCCAUGCAGUCCAUUCUUUUCAGUAGGAACCGAUUUAAACCACCUUUCACACAUCUGUGGCCAUUAAAAAAAAAAAAAAUUACAUCAGGCCAGUUAGACCUGAAAGUUGAAGGUAACACAGAUUAUUUACCUGGCAAAUCCUUGAAAACAUAUUAGCUGAUGAUUUUAUAACAGAAUAGAGAAGAAUCUUAUGAAAGGCCUUUUUUAAUCCGAAAGAAAUAAAGCUAUUAUAUCAUAUUAUUGAAGUCCCUGUGCUACUGUUGGAUGAAUGAAUGUGUCUGACUUUAAAUACGGAACACACAAGAACUUCAAAGGCAAAGUCAACUUUUUGUGAGCAACAAUUUUGUCAAAAUUCCUUGGCCCUCUGUUUAUAUGGAAUUAAAUCCAAGGACCUGUCUUUUCUGAGGAUUUUUCCUAUCUCUUGCAGUCACCCUAAGCUCGAGUUGGAAAUCAAAAGGAAUGCUAAGGAAACACUAAUAGCUUGAUUUGUACAUUUCAAAGCCAGCAACUGUUUUUCCUUCACUCACUCCUUUGGCAGGAUAACUCGUGAUAUCAGCCCCAUUUGAGUUGUGGCCGAUCGGCCAUAUUGCUUAUAGUACUGGGACGUUGGAAGGGAUUAACCUUAUUCUUGCAGUAAGCCUGGUCCAAGACUUAAUUUGAAGAUUGACCUUUUUGGUUUAAUAAUUUUGAUUCUUCUGGCCAUCUUUCUCCCUAAACACACUGAACUUCCAUUGAAGUUACUGAAGGCCACAGAGGGGAGAAACACAGCUGGGAGAAAUCUGGCUGGAUAUUUUUCCCAUUGGCUAACAUUAUUAUUAUUUCCUUGACUAGUGUCUGAUUUAAAGUUUGGAAACCAGCUGGUUAUAUAACAUCUUAUGCAUCCAGUUUCCCAGAAUCACCAGCUUUUCUUAUUGUUACAGUUUACAUAUUUUUACUAAUAAAGGAGAUAAAAUCUAUAGCUUAAUAAAACAGUACACAUAAGGCAUUUGGAUUUAAAGGAAAGUGCCUACCUACUUACCCAAGAAAACAAGCCUAUUUUUUUUUUCAUUUUUGUCCCUUCAGCUAAGGUAAAUGCAAUUUCCAUUUUGAGGCUCUGGUCAAUGGUAUGUAAGGUGUAUUUAGAGUCACAGUAAUUAUUAUAUUUUCUUUAAUCUAUAUUGAAUCUUAUAGUUAAAGAGCAAAUAUUUUUUAAAUGGGACCAAAUUUUUGCAUAUAACUAGACGGUAUACUUACUUAGCAAAUCCUUUUUUAAGAAGGACUUAGGAAUCUCAAAUUGUUCGUCUCAGGAUUUGUACUAUAAACCCAACUCCAUAUCAUAUAAUAGCCAAGAAUAAGAAUGAUCAUUGAGUAAAUUAUUCCCUUUCUUAGAUUCUUACCCCCCUCUCCUCAAACUAUCCCAGUAUUUCCUCUCAAUUUAAUUUUAAGAAGAAAGAAAGAAAAUUUGUGAUUUUCAUGGCCUUCAAAUGAGGAGCUGCCCUCACGAAGGCAUCUGGUUUUCUUGGAUCAAAACUAAACCAUGAACCGUAAGCUGGAAAGUAAAUUUGGGAAAGUUUGUAUAUAAAGGCAUUUCAUGCACCAAAGUAUGAUAUAAAAAUAGUUACAUCUUUCAACUUUUAAGUUCUCAAAUGUUUAGCAAUAAAAACAUCAGCUUAUCCCUAUUUGAGAAAAGAAAUUCAAACCAUGAAAGAUUCCAUUUAGUUCCAUUUCCGUACAAAACACGACACAUCUAAUUUAAGGCUAGGAGAAAUGCUUACAUCUAGAACCGGAACUUCAGAUUCCAAGCCCCCAAACAAAUUUCAGAGAUGUCUCCCUUGCUUUUGAUUAGUAACAAAGUAAACCAGUUUCUCUGCUCUGGUGAGACCAAGCAGAACUUCAAGUUCUAACCUCAUCUGCCCCCAGUUUAGCCUCUCCUGCUUUAUCCACACCUAGGCCCCCAUCCUCCCUAAAUCCAAACCCCAUUCAGGUCCCUCGUAGCGUUCCACCAGAUCAGCCCCAACCAUUGACCUUUGAAGUCUAAUCACCGUGACCUACAAUGAGGGGGCAGGCUGUCAGAAGUUUGUAGCACCUGCAUGUAUUUCGGGGCCAGCCAAUUGCAAAAGGAUUUAAAUGGCAAGUGUCUUCGCUCAUGGCUGAAAGCCUAGGAAUAUUUCUGUGGCUGGGUAUCUUCUGUAACACAGCUUGACUCUGACAUGGUACAAAGCCAUGUGACAGUGGUAGAUGAGAACUUGUUGCCUCGCUCUCUGCAGGAAAAUACUGGAUUUCUAAACAUAGCCACAUGUUAGUUCCCUUUCAGGAGGAUAGUCAAAACAAUAUAUAAUCCGACGACCUCCACCUUUCAAGAGGUAGAGUCUUGUACAGUGAGCACAGAGGCAGGAACAUGAAAAAAAAAAAAA
Molecule: messenger RNA, 8176 nt
Organism: Ailuropoda melanoleuca (giant panda)
Lineage: Eukaryota; Metazoa; Chordata; Mammalia; Carnivora; Ursidae
Gene: CEP128
Product: centrosomal protein 128
Exons: 28
Coding region: 531-4022 (1163 amino acids)
Cellular component (GO): spindle pole; centriole
Source: RefSeq, a predicted model, not a curated record